CAUGACAUCCACGAUCGAGAGGAAGACACUGGAGGCCAACGAGGAGCCGGUGGACGAGGUCCUCCAGAUGCCGCCGUCUCUGCUGACGUGCGGCGGCUGUCAGCAGAGCAUCGGGGACAGGUUCUUCCUGAAGGCCAUUGAGCAGUACUGGCACGAGGACUGCCUGAGCUGCGACCUGUGCGGCUGCCGCCUCGGUGAGGUGGGCCGCCGCCUCUACUACAAGCUGGGGAGAAAGUUAUGCCGGAGGGAUUACCUCAGGCUGUUUGGGCAGGACGGCCUGUGCGCUUCCUGUGAGAAGAGGAUCCGGGCGUUCGAGAUGACGAUGCGCGUGCGGGACAAAGUUUACCAUCUGGAGUGCUUCAAGUGCGCCUCUUGCCAGAAGCACUUCUGCGUGGGCGACCGCUACCUUCUCAUCAACUCUGACAUUGUGUGCGAGCAGGACAUCUUCGACUGGACCAAGCUCAACAGCAGCAGUAUAGUUUAGAAGAGUCUCUCUGUCCCACGUGAUGAGGCUGCCUUUCCCUCUGGCUUUAUCGUGGAACUGACGUUCAUAUGGAAUCGUUUUAAUACAAAAAGGGAAGUUACUUCUCUUCUGGGGACGAGCCGAGACUGCACCAGCAAUAACACACCUUCGUAUCAGAGGGAGCAAACAAAACUUCAUCUCAAACAUGCAAUACUAGUUAUUUCUGAUACACUGGAGUUUUUACAUUUUUAGCAUUGAACAAAUUUAUAAUUUUUUGUCACAUUUGUUGUAGUCGAACACUGUUGCAGCAUCUCAGUCUACUAUGAGACAUGAAAGUGAUCUAUAACUUAUUUUUAUAGAUAUGUAAUCGCUUCAUAUUUUGCUAAUCAUGUUGAAAAUGGGAACUUUUCCUUCAAAUGUGAGCUAUACACCAGUUUUUAUUUCUUCAUGACUUUAAUAUGCAAACGUAUUUGUUUGCCAGCAAAAUGUCAUCUUAGAAUGUUUGAUUGAUGUGCUGCAUUCAAAGCUACCACUGGUUACUUUUAAUGCCUCAUUAUACACUAUAGCACAAAUCUGAAGAAAAUCACUGAGAAACUACAGGCAUUGGAAUUAAACCUUAUGAGGUUUUCAUGAAUAGGAAGCAAAACCCAUUUGAAGAGUCAGGAUCAGACUGAUUUCUCUGCAUUGACGUGCUGCAGAGGCAGAGUCUCCUAGUGGUAGAGAGGAACCAUGCAAUAAUUAUCUCACUGACUUUUUAAAAGUUUUCAGCAUCUCUUUUGUAAAUUUUAAGCAACUUACUGGAUGUACACCCAACAUUUUGGAUAUGGACUGGUCAGUUUAUUUAAUAAA
Molecule: messenger RNA, 1312 nt
Organism: Salarias fasciatus (jewelled blenny)
Lineage: Eukaryota; Metazoa; Chordata; Actinopteri; Blenniiformes; Blenniidae
Product: rhombotin-2
Exons: 3
Coding region: 2-484 (160 amino acids)
Biological process (GO): positive regulation of transcription by RNA polymerase II
Cellular component (GO): nucleus
Molecular function (GO): transcription coactivator activity; DNA-binding transcription factor binding
Source: RefSeq, a predicted model, not a curated record